Messenger RNA from Nyctereutes procyonoides (raccoon dog), 588 nucleotides. It is a transcript of the gene TREML4, whose product is annotated as triggering receptor expressed on myeloid cells like 4. NCBI's taxonomy places the organism in Eukaryota, Metazoa, Chordata, Mammalia, Carnivora, Canidae. Bases 118 to 588 code for a protein of 156 amino acids. The record is from RefSeq and is a predicted model, not a curated record. The transcript is spliced from 2 exons. Gene Ontology annotation, molecular function: signaling receptor activity. Gene Ontology annotation, cellular component: cell surface.
CUCUUCUUCCCUGACAAGCCAGGGUGGCUGUGCUGAAUACUCAACCCUGCGCCCCAGCCCUGGCUCCCUGUCCUCAGGUCUUCCCUGCUAACUCUGCCACGCUCAAGAAGAGGGCCCAUGGCCAGGGAGGCCACACGCCUGCUGCCACCAGUCCUGCUGGUGCUCCUGGCCUCAGGUUCCUGGGAACAGAAGCCAGAGUUUCUGCAUAAACUGGAAGGGGAGACAAUCUCUGUGAAGUGCCUGUACCAGUCCUGGCAAGACUCAAAAACAGUGAAAGCUUGGUGCAGGCAGGUAUCAGCACGUACUUGUACUGUGCUAGCCACCUACCCCAGGAUCCAGGGGAUGCCGUGGAAGCCCCGAAACUCCAUUGAGGAUGGGGUCAGAUGGGGCUACUUCAUUGUCACCAUGACUGAGCUCAAGGUAGAAGACUCUGGAUUUUACUCCUGCGGAAUCUACAAAUCCUCUGAGAUCCUUACUUACAGAAACAUCUAUCUUGUGGUGUCUCCAGGUGAGUUCUUCCCCUUCUCUGUGUGGUUCUCGGCCAUCCUGAAUCACAAGAUGUUGGAGCUAGAAAAGAUUCUUACGUAA